AUGAAUUCAAUACUCUGGCGCGAUACUGUCGUCAACUUUGCACCCGUCUGGUGCGACAUCUCUUCCCGUAUUAUUGUUGCGUCCGCAGUGGCUAUCCCUGCGGCGUCAUUAUGCAUAAACAGGCGAUUGUACUGCAUUGCUACCAUCAAGUCUGUAAGCUUGUCGUGGGCAGAGAAGCGCAGAGCUGUUAUCAUUGACCUGACGAUAGGGCUAGGCAUCCCAUUGCUUCAAUUGAUUUGUCAAUACGUUGUAUCAGGUCAUCGUUUUGACAUUUUUGAAGGCAUCGGGUGUUAUCCAUACACAUACAACACCAUUGCUGCCUAUCCCUUGUCGGUUUUAUGGCCGCUGGUGAUCGGCUUAAUUUCCGCUGUAUAUUGUGUUCUAACUCUCCGAGAAUUUUUUCGACGCCGCGCUGAAUUUGCCGAGUAUCUCUCCGCGAAUCCCUCUCUCACCACGAAUCGUUACUUCCGGUUGAUGGCCCUCGCUUCCGUUGAAUUGCUUUGCACGGUGCCGAUAUCAUCGUAUGGUCUUUACCUCAAUUUAUCUGCAGCACCACUGUCUCCCUGGAUCAGCUGGAGCAACGUACAUUACGACUACUCUCAGGUUGACCAAUAUCCAGCUGUCGUAUGGCGUACGAGUAGGAACAGUCUCGUAGCUUUUGGACUCAGCACAUGGGCCGUGCCUUUCUGUGCAUUUGUAUUUUUUGGCUUUUUCGGGUUUGCAGACGAAGCCCGGAAAAACUAUCGAAAAACAUUUUUGUUCAUCAGCAGGCUUUGCGAUGUUGGCUCGCAUAAGCGACUAGCAGAUAGACCUUCGGCCAAGUUCGGAGGAUCAGUGAGAGUGGGUUGUAAUCUCGCUUCGACACCGUUCCCUCGUUGUCCACCCCCGGUUCUGCACCUCUCUCUUACUCCCAGCAUUGACUCUGCUGAGAAGACUGACUUGGCGAUGGAGGCCUCAGUCGCCCAGGUCGAACCGAGUGAUUCACGACCUCCAUCAGAUUGA
Molecule: messenger RNA, 1002 nt
Organism: Sparassis crispa
Lineage: Eukaryota; Fungi; Basidiomycota; Agaricomycetes; Polyporales; Sparassidaceae
Exons: 7
Coding region: 1-1002 (333 amino acids)
Biological process (GO): G protein-coupled receptor signaling pathway
Cellular component (GO): membrane
Molecular function (GO): mating-type alpha-factor pheromone receptor activity
Source: RefSeq, a predicted model, not a curated record